Messenger RNA from Oikopleura dioica, 2664 nucleotides. The record is from the annotation of a GenBank genome assembly. NCBI's taxonomy places the organism in Eukaryota, Metazoa, Chordata, Appendicularia, Copelata, Oikopleuridae.
AUGAGGCUCUCGGCGGCUCUGCUCGGUUCGGUCCUCGUCGAGGCUGUCGACCGAAACAACUUCAAGAAAUGCGCCGAUUCCAGCUUCUGCCAGCGUAGACGCGUGUUCAACAGCGAUGGUGUCUCUCCCUACGCCGUCACAAAGUCCGAACUGAUCGAAAACGACAGUAUCCUUCAACUCACGCUUGAAGUCGAUGGGAGGCCGUGUCUAAAGGCUCUCCACUCAAUCUUGCCAGUUGGCGCUAGAAUAAAUAUUGAAGAAUGCGAACCUCUUCAUCCACGAUACGACCCAGAAGCUAGACCUAGCCCAGAAGAACUGCUCAUCGACGGCCACGCGCCGCAGAAACUCAAACUCGAUGAAUCAAACGGCUUUAUUUCCAUUCAAGCCGGCGAUAUGCGACUCAAAACCUCCCUAGAAAGUUAUAUCACAGAAUUUUCUCACAAAGACGAAGUCAUUUCCGUUGCCAACUCCAGAAACCUUCUUUUCGUCGAAGAAUUGCGAGAGAAAAACGACGAUGAGCCGAGUUGGGAAGAAAAGUUCAAGUCGCACAAAGAUUCCCGGCCGAGGGGUCCUGAAUCGGUCUCGAUGGACGUCGUCUUUACAAACAGUAGGAAUCUUUACGGCCUUCCAGAGCACACAGAUUCAUUUGUCCUGGCAAACACGGAAGAAGGCGAGCCUUACCGUCUCUUCAACCUCGAUGUUUUCCAGUUCGAGAUUGACGAACGAAUGGCCCUCUAUGGAGGCAUUCCUUUCGUCGCCAGUCAUUCUCCGGAACGUUCUAGCGCUGCUCUUUGGCUCAACGCCGCCGAAACAUGGGUCGACAUCAAAUACGUCGAUCCAGAAGCCUCUAUUGCUUCCUGGUUCACAUCCGGAAAAGUUCCUGAAGCGCAUACAUUCUGGCUUUCUGAAACUGGCAAGAUCGAUCUCUUCCUCUUCCCCGGCCCGAGCAUUCAAGAAGUCAACGACCAGUACACAGUUCUGACUGGAAGACCGCAGCUUCCGCCACAAUGGGCGACCGCUUAUCACCAGUGCAAGUGGAAUUACAGAGACGAGCCCGAUGUUGCUGAAGUAAACGAAAACUUUGACGUUCACGACAUUCCCGCGGAUGUUAUUUGGCUAGAUAUUGAGCAUACAGACGGAAAGCGAUACUUCACCUGGGACCCUGUCAAAUUCCCAACUCCGGAUAAAAUGAUCGAGAAUGUCGCGUCUAAGGGACGAAAAAUGGUCACGAUUGUCGACCCCCAUAUAAAAGUGGAUAACAAUUACUACAUCUACAGCGGCGCGAAGGAAGCGGACAUUUAUGUCAAGAAGCCUGGUGGAGCGGAAUUCAACGGCUGGUGCUGGCCUGGAAACUCCGCUUACAUCGAUUUUACAGAUCCGCGAGCUCGUGAAUGGUGGGCAGAGCAGUUUCUCUUCGAAAACUACAAGCACAGCUCUCCAUCGCUCUACACUUGGAAUGACAUGAACGAACCAUCUGUCUUCAAUGGGCCAGAGGUCUCCAUGCAACGAGAUAUCAUCCAUCACAACGGCUGGGAACAUCGAGCCGUGCAUCAAAUGUAUGGCCUUGGAGUUCAGCGAGCAACUUACGAAGGUCAACUCAAGCGAGACCCGAAUUCCAGACCUUUCGUUCUCUCAAGAGCGUUUUUCGUCGGAACCCAGCAAUGGGGUCCGAUUUGGACUGGCGAUAAUGGCGCAGAAUGGAGCCAUCUGAAGAGCUCGAUUCCGAUGCUGCUCGCUCUUGGUGUCUCUGGCAUGCCCUUUGUAGGUGCCGAUGUAGGAGGUUUCUUUGGAAAUCCAGAGCCGGAACUUCUUUGGCGAUGGUAUCAGCUCGGCGCUUUCCAACCGUUCUUCCGAGCGCACGCUCAUUUGGACUCGAAGCGUCGUGAACCCUGGGUAUUCGAGGAGCCAUGGACGGGUAGAAUGCGAAAUGCGAUCAGAUAUCGUUACAGACUUCUUCCUCUUUGGAACGAGCUCUUUUACGAAAGCCACAAAACUGGCGUUCCGCCUAUGCGACCGAUUUGGUACAAUUAUCCAAAGGAAACAGAAUCGUACGGAGUUGAAGAAGAAUACAUGCUCGGCGAUACGCUCUUAGUCGCCCCUGUAAUGGAAGAAGGAAAACGAGAUGUGGAAGUGUAUUUCCCCGGCGGAGAUAAAUACUUCAGACUUGAUUAUCACGAGACCCCAGCGUACAGUGGAAAUGCGGUCGUUUCAGCAGGAGAGGAUGAGCAAAUUCCAGUUUUCCUAAAAGCAGGACGAAUCUUUGCCUCGAAAGAACGAAUCAGAAGAUCAUCAACGCUCAUGGAAAACGACCCGAUUACAUUGAACAUUGCGCUGGAUAGCGAAAGAAAAGCGAGCGGAAAGCUAUACUUUGAUGAUCAAAUUACGCACGACUAUCAAAAGGGAGAAUUUUCCUACAAAGAAGUUAGCUUUGAUGGAAAGAGCUUGAAUUACAGCGAUUCUGCUCAAACUGGCGUGUUCCAGAGCGAGCAUUCUUUCGUCGAGCAAAUUGUCAUUUACGGUUUUGGCUCAUCUGCUCCUAAGUCAAUUCAAAUCUCUUCAAAUGGGUCAAACUGGCAACUCGAGAGUCAAGUGAAGGGGACGACCUUAUUCAUUCGAAAACCUAACGCAAAGUCCACUGGAUCAUUCACUCUAACCAUCGAGUAA